AUGUCGUACAGAAGUAGCAGUAAGGUUUCUCCACCUGGUGCAUACCCUGGGCGUGCACGACCACACUCAGCAACUAGGGACAGGACCCAAGCUCGUCAUGAGAGACCGGCAUCAGGACGAGAACGGAAACCAGAAGCUUUCAAGCAUGAACGGACGCCUAGCACGGACGCCGCAGAUCCAACCGACCUCCGAAAACUUCUUCACGUUGUUGGGGAGCUUCAGAAAAUUGAUGUGAACGCAGCACUGAGUCUCUAUCAAGCGCUUAUGAAGAAAACUGAAAAUGAGGAACAAAUUAAAUCUGAGGAAAAAUAUUUGGAUGCUUUGAAUGAGCGAAUGGAACUGAAAGCGUCUACGACUGCCACACGUGAUCGGGAGGAACUACAGGAGCAAUUUAAUGCUCUGUUGAACGAAAAAGAGAAGCUUGAGGAAGCCAACAAGAAAUUGGAAGGCAAAUGCAAAGAAAAUGAACGUUUGCAUACCGAAAUGCAACGUUUGGAGACAAAGAAUGACCAAUACAAAAAUAAUUUAAAAAGAAAAGAGGAAGAACUAAAAAAGGCACAGUCAGAAAAAGAUGACGCCCUGAAAAGAUUAAGUAAGGAGAUCGGGUUUAAAAUGACAGACAACAACCCAUCUAUCACAGACCUCAGUGACCCGAAUAGAGCCAUGAAACUUGGGGAAAGAUACAGCGAAAUUUAUGAUAACGAAUGGACGGACGCUAUGGAGAUACUUACGGGAAAUAGCAAGGACGAUAUCAGGGAGAAGUCUUGUGUGCAAAAUUUACACGACAUCCUUAGGAAAUGUUACAACCUCUGUGUAGAAAUGGCAGAUAAGCAGAUGGAAUCGCUUCAGUUGGCUUUGGUAAACCCAGCGGACCCGGCGAGGUCGAAACGAGCCUGGGUUAGUGCAGCGAAGCCAACGACAUCGAAAUCAGUGUGCAAACAGCUAAAGGAUUGUCGAAAGCAGAUGUCGUCAGACGCCGCGGAAUAUGUUUAUAAGGAAUAUGCUUACGAAAAGAUCGGAAGCAUUGCAGAAAGAAUACCCGUAUAUGUCAAGAAAUGUAUCGAAGUAUGUUGGUAUAUGUGCAUGCAUGAUCCACCCGUUGCUAUAGGCAAGGAUGUUACAGAGGGUGAAAAAUUCGAUACCAACAUCUACAAACCGUACACCAACAGUGGAACUGUCGUAUCCUACAAUGUCUGGCCACCUUUGCUUCUGCACGAGAACGGUCCGCUUCUUGCAAAAGGGAUCGUUCAGCCGGUGAAAGUGGAGAAAAAGAAAAGCAAGGCACAUGUGGGUAUGAACGGCGUGGGAGCUUCAGCGGCACUGAAACCAAUCAAAGGUUACGGUACAACAUAUUCCGCCAAUGAGGCAACUGGCCACUGGACUGAACGCACAGCAUAUGACCCUUUCCAGGACGCUUAUGGAAGAGCAGAGAGGGACAGGAUAAAGAAGCAAGAAAACACUGACACUUCGUGGAGGAUUCACGAGCCUUCUUCGAAUUACAACAAGACUAACUACUGUACGUCUUAUUCGGAGACACCAACUUAUGGCAAGGACGUUCAUCACUCACAUGUCCGUGAUCAUGUAGAAUCCAAGAGUACGUAUGAUAGGGACAGAGAUUACCAUUCACGGCCUUCGACAAACUACGUUCAGGAAUCGGUUUCUACUUAUGCACGACCAACAUUAUUACAACACGAAGGCAAAUUCUACGUAGAUGUUGGGGGAAGAUAUUAUGAAUAUGAAACCUAUAAACGUGCUAUCGGAAGAAAGGAUGAAUCAUAUGCAUGAAUUCUGACCCUCAUUCGCCUGAUUAAACAUGCUCUAUGAACGAGACAAGAUUUAUUCAUGUUGCUACAUAAUUCUAUCGAGAAACAUUUGUAAAUAUUCGGUGAAGAAGUAACAUUGUGAUUUAUUCUUAUAUACAUGAGCUUACUGGUGUAUUCAUAUAUAAAUGAUAGGGAGUAACCAAUUAUUCAGUUCCUUUCGUUUGAUGAACUCCGUUGAACUUUUGCAAAACCUUCAAAGACCCACACAUUG
Molecule: messenger RNA, 2034 nt
Organism: Ylistrum balloti
Lineage: Eukaryota; Metazoa; Mollusca; Bivalvia; Pectinida; Pectinidae
Exons: 7
Coding region: 1-1785 (594 amino acids)
Biological process (GO): mitophagy by internal vacuole formation; mitochondrial protein catabolic process
Cellular component (GO): mitochondrial outer membrane
Source: RefSeq, a predicted model, not a curated record